AUGGAAGACUCGAAUCCCGAAUUGGAAACAUUCCGCAAGCAAUGGCAGGAAGAAGUGACUAGACGGUCAAAUGUUGCCCAGGCAUAUCCUCCAUCCCAAGCGGCUGGGCCAUCUAACGUGCCACAAAGAGCUCCGCGGACAAAACAUGUUCACGAGAAUACUAAGAAAGGAGAUGAGGAUAUCGUUGAGCCUCAAACAUUACACUUUGACGGACCAAGUGGCGCCGUUGGUGCAGGAGAAGAAGAUGAAUUCUAUCCAUACGGUAAGAAGAAUGGCAAUAGUGAGCCACAAUCAGCUUUGGAACACUAUGAAAAAGCGGUAGAGAGGGAAGGUCAAGGUAGUUUAGGAGACAGUCUUGAUCUCUACCGCAAAGCAUUUCGGCUUGAUGAUCAAGUUGAUCGAAAAUAUAAGAACAAACAUUUCCCACCAUCUGCCUUCUCACCGAAACCUACAAACACAAAUCCAUCCAAUGCAUCUGCCACAGUACCCAAUGCCGCACACCACUCACCAGAUGGGCCCCCACAAACUAUUAAACAAUUGAUAGAAAGUUUUUCGGAUUUAUCAAUUGAACCGUCGCCACCAGAAAUUGAAGGGACACCGGCUCCUCCAUGUCCAAUUGCAGAUGUACCUGAUGAAAUCCUCUUACAAAUAUUCAAAGAAGUAGCAAUUAGGGAUGUGGCUGACCUUGCACGAAUCACACAAGUAUGCAAGCGCAUGACAUAUCUUGUAUCGACGGGAGAACAAAUCUGGAAAAGGAUAUGUCUUGGCUCAGAAUUCGGAUUCGAAGCAAUGCAUUAUCAAUGGCAAACAGAAGUCACAGGAGAGCUUCUUGAAAUCGAGCCUGAAUUACUCUUGCCCUCGGAAGAUUCAGGUGAAGAGUCUAUUCCCCCAAUGCCUCUCAGUAACGAUACCAUCACCCAUUCUCUACUCCAAUCAGCUUAUUCUUCAUCCUGGAAACAAAUGUUCCGCUUACGUCCCCGCAUUCGUUUCAAUGGCUGCUAUAUAAGCACCGUGAACUAUAUUCGACCUGGGCAAGCCUCCCCUUCAGCGGUAGCUUGGAAUUCUCCAGUUCACAUUGUUACCUAUUACCGCUACCUUCGUUUCUAUCGUGAUGGCACAUUAAUCUCUCUUUUAACCACCACCGAACCUAGCGAAGUCGUUCACCAUUUGACGAAGGAACUACUUGAAUAUCACAGGAGAAACCAAUCUUCCCAUCUCCCUUCUUCUGUAAUGAGUGACGCUCGUCGUGGACGUUGGCGCCUAUCCUCUAUCAAUGAUUCUCCUUCGCCAGAUGUAGAUGCUGAACCAUCUUCUAAAGUUGGAGGGUCAGAGGGUACAUUAUUUGUGGAAACAGAAGGAGUGCAUGAAAAGUAUUUCUAUAGAAUGGAAUUGAAAAUGACCAGUGCAGGCAAAACGGUCAAAAAUAACAAGUUGGCUUGGAACGGAUUCUGGAAUUAUAACCGCCUGACGGAUGACUGGGGAGAGUUCACAUUGAGGAACGAUAAAGCUUUCUUUUGGAGUAGAGUAAAGAGUUAUGGAAUGGGCGCAUGA
Botrytis byssoidea is the source of this 1551-nucleotide messenger RNA. RefSeq lists its product as uncharacterized. Gene Ontology annotation, molecular function: protein binding. The transcript has 2 exons. Lineage: Eukaryota; Fungi; Ascomycota; Leotiomycetes; Helotiales; Sclerotiniaceae. Gene Ontology annotation, biological process: SCF-dependent proteasomal ubiquitin-dependent protein catabolic process. The record is from RefSeq and is a predicted model, not a curated record. Bases 1 to 1551 code for a protein of 516 amino acids. Gene Ontology annotation, cellular component: SCF ubiquitin ligase complex.